Trichosporon asahii var. asahii CBS 2479 is the source of this 870-nucleotide messenger RNA. RefSeq lists its product as uncharacterized. The record is from RefSeq and is a predicted model, not a curated record. The coding region runs from base 1 to 870 and encodes 289 amino acids. Lineage: Eukaryota; Fungi; Basidiomycota; Tremellomycetes; Trichosporonales; Trichosporonaceae. The transcript has 2 exons. Gene Ontology annotation, biological process: respiratory electron transport chain.
AUGAUGUUCGGAGGCGGGGGCGAACUCAUGUCGGCAUGCAAGGUGGUUCAGCCGUCCAGCUCUGUGGUAUGUCUAUGGUACGCUUUCCAGCAUCGCUGGACGGAUGUGGAGAAAGAGCAGUCGGUACUGACAACAACAAAGUCCAGUCACCCAGAGCAGGUGAACGCCCAAGGUGGAGGUCGCAUUCCUUGCGUUAGCUUGGGUGGGAUUGAGUGCAUGGGUGUGCCUGACACGGGGCCACGGGACUUUUCAGGCUCACACACUGCUCACUUCCCUCCGUCUCCGCCUGCCUCCGCCUGCAACGGGACGAAUGCUACUGGCUGCCUUGGUUGCGGUUCGAACAGUCUACAACUCCACACCACCGACGACAACCAUGCUCCGUGCGACCCGCCCGCUCUUCUACGCCGCUCAGUGAGCUGCUAUGCCGAUGAGAAGCUGACAUGCAGGGCGCUCAAGCAGUCGACCGGCAUCACCGGCCUCGCGGUCCACCCCAAGCCGCUGCCCGCGCUCAAGACGCUGUACUCGGAGACGCUGCUCGGCCUCUCGGCCAUCCCCUCGUCGAGCGCGUACCGCCAGGCCACGGAGGCGAUUACCAACCACCGCCUCCAGGUCGUUGAGAAGGCUGGUGACGACAUCACCGCCGUCGAGCGCGAGCUCGGCCAGAUGGUCGAGGUCAUCAUCCAGGAGGCUGAGUCGGAGAAGGAGCUCGUCUCCAACAUGGCCGAGUGGAAGGCAAAGACCUGGUGGAGAAUAGCAACCACCAAGCUUCUCCGACGUGAGAGCAUAGCUGACGACAGUUGGGAGCCCCUCGAGAAGAAGGCCUCCCCCGACCAGUGGAGGUACUUCGACCCCACCGGCGACUCGCUCUAG